CAGGACGUCUGGUCCUUUGUCAACAGUGCGGCCUCCGCCUCUCCGGUGCAACCGAUCGUGAACCUGGGUCAAGGCUUCUUUGGAUACAACCCGCCACAGUUCGCUAUUGACGCAGCAAAAGAUGCCCUGAAUAGGGUUGAUUGUAAUCAAUGCUCACCGACAAAGGGCCGUCCGAUAUUGAAACAAGUAAUUGCACGUCUUUUCUCCAGCUCAUGGAAGCAGCCCAUCGAUGCGGAAACAGAGGUUGUCAUCACCUCUGGCGCUAGCGAAGGCUUGCUUUGCGCCUUCAUGGCUUUCCUCACGCCCGGCGAUGAGGUCAUCGUCCUUGAGCCGUUUUUCGAUCAGUUUAUCAGCGGGAUCGAGCUUGCUGGCGCUGUGGUUCGACAUGUGCCGCUCAAUCCUCCGCAGCAAGAGACGAACAAAUCGAAAGCUCCGUCUAACUGGACUAUCGAUUUUGAAAGUCUUAAGAGCGCGAUCAAUAAUCGCACCAGAAUGAUGUUAAUCAUGGCUAGUAGACACAACCCGACCGGCAAAGUCUUCACCCAGCCGGAGCUGCAAUUGAUUGGCACACUCUGCAUCCAACACAACAUUCUCAUCCUAUCCGACGAGGUUUAUAACCAGUUAUCCUACGCCCCAUUCACCAGUAUGGCUAGCCUCGUGCCCGCCCUCUACAGCCGUACGUUGACGGUUGGCUCCGCGGGCAAAUCCCUCCACGCCACCGGCUGGAAAAUCGGGUAUUUAGUAGGACCGCCACCCCUGAUUAAUGCAGUAGCCGCCAUCCACACCAAGAUCUGUUACAGCACCGCGUCCCCACUCCAGGAAGCCACCGCCAUUGCCUACACUCGGGCAGCGGAGACGGGGUUCUGGGAGGAAAGCCGUGAUCAGAUGCAGCCGAAGAUCCGGCGUUUCUGCGAGAUCUGGGAUGAGCUGGGGAUUCCGUAUACGCGACCCGAAGGCGGAUACUUUGUCCUCGCGGACUUGUCGUCGGUGCAGAUUCCGGACACUUACCCCUUCCCGAGGUGGAUUGCCACGCGGCGGCGCGACUUUCACCUGUGCUGGUUUCUGAUCCAAGAGUUUGGGGUUGCCGCUAUUCCACCGUCGGUAUUUUAUAGUGGGGGGAAUGCGCAUCUUGGGGUGAAUUAUCUCCGGUUCGCGGUUUGUAAAGAGGAUGGGCUGCUUCAGUUGGCGAAGGAACGGCUCCGUGGACUGGAAAAAUACAUUCACGUGCCAGUGGACGUUACGGUGAGAUGA
Aspergillus aculeatus ATCC 16872 is the source of this 1251-nucleotide messenger RNA. RefSeq names its product pyridoxal phosphate-dependent aminotransferase. Lineage: Eukaryota; Fungi; Ascomycota; Eurotiomycetes; Eurotiales; Aspergillaceae. Gene Ontology annotation, cellular component: mitochondrion; cytoplasm. The transcript is spliced from 7 exons. The annotation marks the transcript as partial. Gene Ontology annotation, biological process: biosynthetic process. The record is from RefSeq and is a predicted model, not a curated record. Gene Ontology annotation, molecular function: L-kynurenine:2-oxoglutarate transaminase activity; pyridoxal phosphate binding.